This is a messenger RNA of Chenopodium quinoa (quinoa), 1041 nucleotides long. RefSeq lists its product as uncharacterized. Gene Ontology annotation, molecular function: catalytic activity. NCBI's taxonomy places the organism in Eukaryota, Viridiplantae, Streptophyta, Magnoliopsida, Caryophyllales, Amaranthaceae. The transcript has a single exon. The record is from RefSeq and is a predicted model, not a curated record. Bases 1 to 1041 code for a protein of 346 amino acids.
AUGAAUAAGUGGGGAUUUUGGAAUGUUAGAGGCCUAAAUAAGACUAGUAGGGUGUGUGAUGUACUUUGCUUCAUCAAACAACAUAACAUUGGUCUUUUUGGGCUUCUUGAAACUAGAGUGAAGGCUAGAAAAUUUGCUGGUGUUUUUCCCAAGUUUGGGGGUGAUUGGAGUGUUAUCACUAAUUACUCGAAGCAUAGGGGAGGGAGAAUUUGGGUUAUAUGGAUGCCUGGGGUGUUUCAUGUUGAUGUUAGAAGAGUGGAAGGUCAAUUGAUCCACUUGGUAGCAAGGCAUAUUGCUUCUGGGUGCUCUUUUGAUUAUACAAUUGUGUAUGGUUUAAAUGAGGCUAGUCAAAGAAUGGAGUUAUGGGAUGACCUCAUAAGUAUCAGUAGAAAUAUUCAUGGGCCUUGGAUGAUAGGAGGAGAUUUCAAUAAUGUGUUAAAUCUUGGUGAUAGGGUUGGUUCACCAGUGACUUUGGUGGAGCUGGAGCAGUUCAGAGAAUGUCUUAAGGAUUGUAACCUGAUGGAUUGGAAGACUGAAGGGCUUUUUUUCACUUGGAAUAAUAAGCAAGAUGGUGUUAGUAGAGUGUGUUCUCGGAUUGAUAGGGUGGCUGUGAAUAGUGUAUGGCAGGACUCAUUCCUAGAUGUACAAGCCAAAUUUUAUGCAGAAGGAGACAUGGAUCAUUCUCCAUGUGUCAUUAAUUUUGCUUCAAUGGUGAGAAGUUCCAGAAAGCCUUUUAGGUUUUAUAAUAUGUGGAUUGACUCUCCUGAGUUUUUUAGCUCUGUGCAAGAAGCUAAGUCGAGUGAUGUUCAUGGUACAGAGAUAUUUAAAGUGGUGAAGAAGCUAAAGAGUGUCAAGCAAGCUUUAAAGGAUUUAAACCUGACUCAUUUUACAGAUGUAGAGGUGGAUGAUGCUGAAGCUCAUAAAAAAUUGGUGGAAAUACAGGGUCAGGUAAAUGAUGAGCCUGGAAGUCUCGAUUUGAUAAAGUUGGAAAUAGAGGCAAGAAAAGCUGAUGACACUGCUGGAUUCGAAUUCCUGAAGUAG